AUGCUUUGUGGUUUACCAACUAAUUCCGAUACCUGGUUAUUUCAGGGUCCAGAAAGAAGUCUAGCUAUGCAACUUGCUGACGAAGGAUACGACGUUUGGCUAGGAAAUUUUCGUGGCACAACUUAUGGACGUAGUCAUAUUAAAUUGUCUCCAAAUGACAAAAAAUUUUGGGACUAUAGCUUUCAUGAACAUGGAUAUUAUGAUGUUCCUGCAAGUGUUGAUUUUGUUCUCAAUAUUACAAAUCAAAAUUCAUUGAUAUAUAUUGGUAUGUCCAUGGGGACAACAACCAUAUUUACCACAUUAUCAGAACGUCCAGAAUAUAAUUCAAAAAUUCAACUAGUCAUAUGUCUUGCCCCCGUUACUGGUUUUUUCAAUAAACCAGCCACUGAGUUAUCAGUGGUUCCUAUUGCUAUCUUCAUUCUGUUCACACUGAGUCUGGCUUUAAAAUAUUUUCCUGCUGGUACCUCGGGAAAAACUUUCUUGCAUUAUGGGCAAUUUGGUUUACAAAAACAUGGCUUUCGAAAAUUUGAUUAUGGAAGUAAUAUUAAAAAUAUGCAGCAUUAUGGAAAAUCAAAACCACCAAAAUACAAUUUAAAAAACGUAAAAUCACCUAUGAUAUUUUUUUACGGUGAAAAUGAUCCUUUAUCAACAGCCAAAGAUUCUGAAGAAAUUAUAAAAAGGGUAUCGAGCAAAGUUAUCGCCGAACCAGUUCCUCACAAAGCAUUUAAUCAUUUGGAUUUUAUUAUUGCCAAAGAUAUUAAAAAAUUACUCAAUGACAGAAUACUUGAGCGAUUAUAUCAAUUUACAAAUAAAAAAAUUUUCUUUGUUGAUAAUAGAUUAAUCAAUACAAGUUUUAUUAAAUCACUUGAUUGA
Aphidius gifuensis is the source of this 873-nucleotide messenger RNA. Its product is annotated as lipase 1-like. Lineage: Eukaryota; Metazoa; Arthropoda; Insecta; Hymenoptera; Braconidae. The record is from RefSeq and is a predicted model, not a curated record. Bases 1 to 873 code for a protein of 290 amino acids. The transcript is spliced from 5 exons.